This is a messenger RNA of Microthlaspi erraticum, 2043 nucleotides long. NCBI's taxonomy places the organism in Eukaryota, Viridiplantae, Streptophyta, Magnoliopsida, Brassicales, Brassicaceae. The record is from the annotation of a GenBank genome assembly.
AUGGAGGUGGACGCGGUGGUUUCUUUUGGUUCGGCGGCGGCUCUCAUCAUCAUCGUCAUAAGAAUCAUGAAUUCAAAAGCUCCAAACAAAAAGUUCGGAAAAGAGAGGGCAAAGCAAGAUUUCCGUCGUAAUGUGAAUGACUUUGCAGAUCACUUAUUUGGGAUUUGGAGUGAUGGGUUUGAAUUCUCUGGCAAGCGUACCUCGUGGUUCGAGAAACAGUACUCUAGGGUUUGCAAAAGAAAUCGGAAUGGUAGGAGGAGACACAUUCCUCAAACUUUGGAUAAAAGGUGUUUUGAUUUCUACGGAAUUGAUGAGGGAUUUGAAAUUGAAUACUUUUUGCGGACUGCAUUGGGGAAAACAUUCACUUAUAAAGAGGAGGAAGCUCGCUCGUGGAGGUAUUAUAACAACUCUUGGGGCUCGAGGCAACGAUCAGAUGAAGAAGAAAAACAAGAACAAUACCAAGACGACAAAUAUAAGUUUAGGGAGCCAGACUCAAGCCAGGAGUCUCAUAGACAGGCACUUGGUCUGAGCUCCUCGGGUCCCUUAAAUCUUCAAGAUGUCAAAAAUGCAGAGUCUCGGUUUCUUCAUCUUCUCUUCGUUAAUCCAUCGUUACCAUUUGAAUCUGAAGCAAAUCUGAGAAUUUACCAACCUCUCACGCCGAAUAAUAAAGAUACCACAGAGUUCACUGCUUUACGGAAACUGAAAGCAAGAGCCUUUUUUGGUUUAUUGAUGGGUGAGGAGUUAGCUGACACAAUGAACCUGGAUUUGAAUCUAGGCCCUGGUCCUGAGUCAGAUCUCCAGGCAAAUGAAACUGUGAAUUUGGCUGAUUGGACUAAUGACUCAUCUGAGAGAUCCUCUGAAGCUGUGACGAGGAUCAGGACUCGACACAGGACGAGGUUCAGGCAGCUUAAUCUCCCCAUCCCGGUUCUAUCUGAAACCCACACCAUGGCUAUAGAGCUGAACCAGCUGAUGGGGAGCUCUGUAAAUGGAGCUUCUUUACAGACUGGUGAAGGCAGUGAGAGAGGCAACGAGGAUCUGAAAAUGUGUGAGAAUGGUGAAGGAGGUGUUGGCGACGGUGUGUUGGAUAAGAAAGGAGAUUUGGAGAAGAGCAGUGGCUGCGAUGGUAACUUCUUCGAUUGUAAUAUAUGUUUGGAUUUGUCGAAGGAGCCGGUUCUCACCUGUUGUGGCCAUCUCUACUGUUGGCCUUGCUUGUACCAAUGGUUACAAAUCUCUGACGCAAAGGAAUGUCCGGUUUGCAAAGGAGAAGUGACCACCAAAACCGUGACGCCGAUCUAUGGGCGUGGAAACCAUAAAAGAGAAGUUGAAGAGAGUUUGGAUACUAAGAUCCCAAUGAGACCCCACGCGAGACGCAUUGAGAGUUUGAGGAAUACGAUUCAGAGGUCACCUUUUACAAUACCGAUGGAAGAAAUGAUCAGACGUUUGCAGAACCGGUUCGACAGGGAUUCAACUCCGGUUCCUGAUUUUAGUCACCACCGGGAGGCGUCAGAGAGAGUGAACGAUCGAGCCAAUUCGAUUCUGAACCGGUUGAUGACCUCCAGGGGAGUUAGAUCAGAGCAGAGCCAGGCCAGUGCUGCUGCUGCAGCAGCUCUUGCAGCAGCAUCGGAGGAUUUGGAUCUAAACCCGAACAUUUCUCCUGAUCUUGAUGGAGAAACUACGACGAGGUUCCAUCCUCUGUUGAUCAGGAGGCAGUUGCAGUCACACAGAGUCGCGAGGAUCUCGACAUUCACCUCUGCGUUGAGCUCUGCUGAGAGGCUUGUGGAUGCGUAUUUUAGAACUCAUCCGUUGGGGAGGAACCACCAGGAGCAAAACCAUCAUGCUCCUGUUGUGGUUGAUGAUAGAGACUCGUUCUCGAGCAUUGCAGCGGUUAUAAACUCUGAGAGUCAAGUGGAUACUGCGGUUGAGAUUGAUUCUAUGGUCACUCUUUCGACGUCUUCUUCGAGGAGGAGGAAUGAGAAUGGGUCAAGGGUUUCUGAUGUAGACAGUGCAGAUUCUCGUCCACCUAGGAGAAGGAGACUUGCUUGA